Misgurnus anguillicaudatus (oriental weatherfish) is the source of this 2797-nucleotide messenger RNA. NCBI's taxonomy places the organism in Eukaryota, Metazoa, Chordata, Actinopteri, Cypriniformes, Cobitidae. The record is from RefSeq and is a predicted model, not a curated record.
GAAUUUACAGAUAAACCUUGUCUGAAAUACUACAAAUCUCAUACUCUUUCUAAAAAAUUGUAUUCCUAAUUACCCUUACAGCAUUAAAAUAGACGAGGCACACUAAAUUUUACUGUUCCCCGCCCUGACUAUUUUAUUUAUUUAUUUUUCUUAACUGCUUGAAAAUGUGUUUAAGAGUUCUUUUAUUUUAAAUGCUAUUAAAAUUCUUACUAAUUUACUUGUAGUUGUCCUGUGUAUUGUGUUCAGUGUUUAAAGGGGUGCCAGUUUUUCUUUUUGCCCAAACUGUGUAGGAGGUGUUGUACCUAAUAUUGAAAUAUUCCAGUCAGGCAACACUGCUUAUUGUUUCCAUUUUAAAUCAGUUUGAUCUCUGUCUAUAUCUUAAUUUUUUUACAUGUUAAAAAUGUUGACCAUCUUUCAUUGUUUUUGCAUAUUAUAUCAUACAUGCAAGUUCAUUAACCUGAGAGCAAUCAUUAAGUGAUCUAAAUUUGUUUUCUUUAUUUAAUCUUUUGUGCAAGGCGCAGGACCAAAACAUGUUAAAAAGUCUAAUGUAAGGUUAUGCACACUAAAAAGUAGAUAUAUAACUAUUUCCCUAAUUAGUUAAUGAAUUUCUAACAAUUCUGUUUGCUCUAAUAAAAUAUUUGUGUCAUUUGUGAAGCUGUAUUGUGACGCGUACCUGUAUACAAUACACUCUCCAUCAGUUUCACAUCUGUGUAAGAAUAUGGGUGGAGUUAUGACAUCACUGUAGUGUUAGAGAAAUUGAAACUAAGUUAAACGGAUGUCUUUAAUCUCACAGAGAAAUUGAAACUAAGUUCAACGGAUCUCUUUAAUUUCACAACAGAAUAUUUCUUCAGUCAUUGUAAGAGUAAACACAGCUGAUAUUCACUCACAGAAAGGGGUUAAGGAAGACAAGAACAAUGGAAGAAGCUUCACCAUCACCAAAAAGACAAAAACUAAUUGAAUCUCACUUUGAACUUGGCAUAGUGAUGUCUAACUGUAAUGCGAUCAACGGACCUGGAACUACUUCAUUGGUGAUGCCAUCCUCCAGUGAUCCAAUGACUGCGGAGCUUCAGUGUGCAAUCUGUCUGGAUGUGUUUAAUGAUCCAGUCACCACUCCAUGUGGACACAACUUCUGCAAGAUCUGCCUGAAGAAAUGUUGGGACAACAGUGAGAACUGCAGGUGUCCAAACUGUAAAGAAACAUUUGAGAAGAGACCUGAACUCAAGAUUAAUACAACACUCAGAAAUCUCAUGGAUGAACAUAAGAAGAAAACUGCAGAGAAACAACCUGAAGUUUUCUGCGACAUCUGUGAUGAAGUAAAACUGAAGGCUGUGAAGUCCUGUCUGGUGUGUCAGAGCUCUUACUGUAAAAUUCACCUGGAGCCUCAUAUGAGAGUGACAGGUUUAAAGAAACACAAACUGAUUGAUCCUGUGAAUAAUCUGCAGGAUUAUAUAUGUCAGAAACAUGAGAGACCUCUGGAGCUCUUCUGUAGAGAUGAUCAGACAUGUGUGUGUCUGUUUUGUACUGAUGGAGAUCACAAGAAUCACAACACUGUGACUUUAGAGAAGGAGACUGAAGAGAAGAAGAUUGAGCUGUUGAAGACACAGACAGACGUGCAGCAGAAGAUCCAAGACAGAAUCAAGAAGAUUCAAGAUAUCAAACAUUCAGCAAAACUUAGAAGAAGAAACACAGAGAAGGAGAAAGCAGCCAGCGUGGAGAUCUUCACUGAUCUCAUCAGAUCCAUUGAGAGAAGUCAGUCUGAUCUGAUGAAGAUGAUGGAGGAGAAGCAGAAAGCAGCAGAGAAACAGGAUGAAGAUCUCAUUAAAGAUCUGAAGCAGGAGAUCACUGAGCUGAAGAGAAGAAACACUGAGCUUGAAGAGAUCAUAAACACUGAAGAUCAUGUUCACCUCAUACAGAGUCACUCAUCCAUCUGUAGGCCUUUAAACAUCAAGAACUGGCUUGAGAUCAGUAUGAAGACUCAUGUGAGUGUGCAGGAUAUGAGGAGAUCUCUGACUAAACUGCAGGAGACUCUUCAGGAAAAAAUUGGUGAAGCUGAGUUUAAGUGGAUGCAGCAGUAUGCAGUGGAUGUGACUCUGGAUCCUGAUACAGCAAAUCCAUAUCUCAUCCUGUCUGAUGAUAACAAACAAGUGAGCUGUGGAAAUAUUAAACAUAAACUCCCCAACAACCCAAAGAGGUUUGAUACAUGUGGAAAUGUCCUGGGAAAGCAGGGAUUCUCAUCAGGGAGAUUUUAUUAUGAGGUUCAGGUGAAUGGUAAGACUGCCUGGAAUUUAGGUGUGGCCAGAGAAUCUGUUAAAAGGAAGGAAAAAACCGCACUGACACCAACGAAUGGAUUCUGGACUUUGACUCUGAUGAAGAAGAAUGAAUAUUUAGCUUCUGAUGAUCCUCUGUCUCUGAAAGUGGGUCCACAGAAGGUGGGUGUGUUUGUGGAUUAUGAGGAGGGUUUGGUCUCCUUUUAUAAAGUGGAGUCCAGAUCUCAUAUCUACUCUUUCACUGAUCAAUCUUUCAAUGAGAAACUUUAUCCAUAUUUUAACCCAUGUUUAAAUGAAAAAGGUAAAAACUCAGCCCCAUUGAUCAUCACACCUGUCAAUAACAAUCAGUAAAUUUACAAACAAUAAUACUUUCUACAGUUAACAAAAUGAAAAUUUGCACCUGCCGAUUCUGAAGAGAUGACAAUAUUUUGUAAUGUCUUUAGAUGUCAUUGUCAUAGAUUUUGGUCUAAAUGUAUUGGUGAUGUGAUGUUUGGGAGUGUAUCAUAAUAUAAUAAAAAUAAUAACUGGUA